AUGAUCAGACUACACGAGGACGCGCUCCCACUCCUUUUUGCUGAACGCCCUCCGCAGUCUCUGUUCCCGUCACUUUCCUCGCUCGACUUCUCCAUCCUGUCGUGUAGUUCCUCCAACUUCACCUUAAUCCGGGACUUUCUCUCCCCAAAAAUGACAAACCUCGCCUUUACCCUCCCUCGAAAGAUGUGUCUUCAGGGCAUUUGCGGGGUAUUAGAAGAUCUUCCUCGGAAGGCUACUCGCCUCGAAAACCUCACAAUUUCAUCUUCUUUCCACUCUAUUCGUAUAUCUGCACAGAGUGUGCUGAAUAUCGCAUCACUUCGUCAUGUUCAGGAGCUCUCCUUGAAUCUUCACCCUAAUUUCGACGUCGACAUACUACGCGAUAGGGCAAAUAAUAGUACCUUCCCCGCUCUCCAGCGUCUCAUUCUCACGGCAUACGACCUUCCCCAGUGUACAUCUAUUGUAUCGCUUAUAUCCUCACCACAGCUAGAAGAUGUUUCCGUCUCCUACGACGUCCAAGCACAAUCUUCCGUCAUCACUUCAUUCUUGAGUGCCAUCGGCACGUCUAUUCGUUCAAUUUCUCUCCGACACAAUAUGCGAACUAACACAAUUGCCGACACUCCUUUUGUUUUCUACCCAUCCAUAUUUGCACCGCUAUUCGCUUGCCGCAAUCUCCGCACCAUCCAAGUAUACAAUCUUGGUACGCUCAAUUUAGAUGAUGAGUUCAUCAUUGCAGCGGCUAAAGCCUGGAACAAACUCGAGGACAUUCGACUCUGCAGCUUACCUUGGUCCUACAUAAUUCCCAGCGUCAGUUUGAACGCCUUGACAGCGUUGACCCAAUACUGCCCACAGCUCACCCGCGUGCACCUGUCCUUGGAUGCAAGGGAAAUCCCUGAAGUACCGAUCGGCGGUCUCAGUACGGUUGGUGCUCAGUUCCUGGAGGUGCUCAAUAUCCGGGAUUCGGUUAUUGAGCACACUGAACUUGUCGCGCAAUUUUGCGGGCGACCAUACCGAAUAUGAAGACUUUGUAUGUUGAAGCACAUCCAGACUAAGGGAUAAAUGGAUGGAAGUGAAGGCCUACUAUGACCGGCUGUCAGUGGUG
Molecule: messenger RNA, 1099 nt
Organism: Suillus subalutaceus
Lineage: Eukaryota; Fungi; Basidiomycota; Agaricomycetes; Boletales; Suillaceae
Exons: 2
Coding region: 1-1017 (338 amino acids)
Source: RefSeq, a predicted model, not a curated record